Messenger RNA from Drosophila ananassae, 2087 nucleotides. RefSeq names its product eukaryotic translation initiation factor 4E1 (gene eIF4E1). Gene Ontology annotation, molecular function: RNA 7-methylguanosine cap binding; translation initiation factor activity. Gene Ontology annotation, biological process: translational initiation. NCBI's taxonomy places the organism in Eukaryota, Metazoa, Arthropoda, Insecta, Diptera, Drosophilidae. Gene Ontology annotation, cellular component: cytoplasm; eukaryotic translation initiation factor 4F complex. The transcript is spliced from 6 exons. The record is from RefSeq and is a predicted model, not a curated record. Bases 471 to 1256 code for a protein of 261 amino acids.
CACACUAAUUUCUGUAAAAUUAGGCACAUUUAAUGAAGGUACCUUCGGUCAGUCUGGUGUGUUCACAAAAACUAAAAACUAAUUAAAGAAUUAACCAAAUCUAAAUUAAGAGCGACUAGCUUACGCAGUACGAGUGCGUAUCUGAAUUAAGGAACAGUGACGACUUCUACAAUGGUAGUGUCCGAGACAGAAAAGUGAAAAUCCGUAAGGCGAGAGACUGCAGUCAGAUAUCAAGAAAUAAUUCCACCCGGCCGUCACGUCACAUACACACUCGCAGAAAUCUGAUCAAAAAAAAAGCUUCGCUCGCACACACACACACACCCUUACACCGAGCAAAAAAACACUAGCGCCAAGUGAAUCACAGCGAUCUCCUCGCCGGAACAGAGCAACCAACCAACCAACCAACCACCCCACCACAGAACAGAUCAGCCAUCAAUCGCAUCCAAAAACACGCACGCACGGCCGCCAACAUGCAGAGCGACUUUCACAGAAUGAAGAACUUUGCCAAUCCCAAGUCCAUGUUCAAAACCAGUGCUCCCAGCAGCGAGCCGGCAGGCAACACAGUGGCUCCUGGUCGUCCCGAACCGACUCCAGCUGCCCCAGCACCUGCUGCUCCGGCCAAGGAGGAGACCAAAACAGCCGGAGAUGCCGUCACCGCUGACGCAACGAAGCCAACUGGUGGUGACGACGCCGUGCGCACCGAGCAUCUGUUCAAACACCCGCUACAGAACACAUGGACCCUCUGGUACCUGGAGAACGAUCGCUCCAAGUCGUGGGAGGAUAUGCAGAACGAGAUAACCAGCUUUGAUACUGUAGAGGACUUCUGGAGCCUGUACAACCACAUUAAGCCUCCAUCGGAGAUCAAGGUGGGCAGUGAUUACUCGCUCUUCAAGAAGGGAAUUCGCCCCAUGUGGGAAGAUGCUGCCAACAAGCAGGGCGGUCGCUGGGUGAUCACCCUGAACAAGAGCUCCAAAAGCGAUUUGGAUAACCUGUGGCUCGAUGUGCUGCUGUGCCUGAUUGGCGAGGCUUUUGAUCACUCAGACCAGAUAUGCGGCGCUGUUGUAAACAUUCGUGGCAAGAGCAACAAAAUCUCCAUCUGGACUGCCAAUGGUAACAACGAGGAGGCAGCCUUAGAGAUUGGCCACAAGCUGCGCGACGCCUUGCGUCUGGGACGCCAGAACUCGCUGCAAUACCAGCUGCACAAGGACACAAUGGUCAAGCAGGGAUCCAACGUCAAAUCGAUCUACACUUUGUAGGCUGAGGCCUGGCCCGCCAACUAUUACCACACAAAGUUUAGUUUGUUUGUGUUCCCUUUAAUUUAUGGUUAUAAUCAACAGCGAUUGAUCGUAAAAAUCGUGCUAUUUUGUCCAAGACCCCCGCGUACAUAAACCGAAACCGAAAGAAUGCCCCUUUGUUAUCAGAAAUUGGCAGAAAAAAAAAACGAUCCGCUUUUUGUAGUCAUUGUCAAAAAUGGAUUAAACGAAAAUAAAAAUAAAAAAAAAAACUACACUAAAACAGGAUAUAAAAAGGGUUUUUAUUUUUAAUCUAAACUACAAAUUUAAAAUUUAAUUAUUAAUAUAUAAAAAAAAAAUACCCAAAUGUAUCUUUAAGUGCGUUUUGGUAUUUAUUAUCUUGUGGUAGUGUUGCCAACUAUCUUGCAGAACGUUGCCACAUUAGUGUUGUCACCUAGCAGUAUUUCAAAUACACCGCCAUUCGGUCACACUGCUGUCGCGUGAAUGGAAUAGUAGGAGGACAAACGGCUUUGUGUUAAAUUUAUUGAAAUACAAGAGAAAUGAGUGCAAUUCGGUAGCGUUGUGGAGCUCUUCGUGGGGUCGGAAAAAUUACGGCAAAAAGACCCACAGUUGGCGUUCGUGCAGAAGAAAAUUUUUAAUAAUAGACUCGCGACCAACACACAAACAAAACACGAAGAAGUUCGUGGUCGUUGAAAGGAAAACCAAAAAAACAAAAAAAAAGCGAAAUAAAAAUAAAAGUGCAAUAGAUUCAGUUGUAAAUUUUUUUUUUUGCAAAAAAGAAAAUCAAAGUAGUCCCUGCCAACACGUUCGUACAUAUUGAGCCGAAUCCCCCCC